GACUGGGGCAGCAGUCGUGUGAUGAAUAAAUGAGGACCCAAGAUGCAGACGGUGAUGGAGAUGCGAGUGGAGGUUUAUUUACAGUGAAGAUAACAGAAGUGAGGGCAGGACUGAACAUAAACUGGGUGAAACUAACAAACAAACCUGGAACAUAAGGUCAGCGGGAGAAACUCAGAGAUGGCAGAUGAGGACAGCAGAACAGGGAGACGUAGAGAAACAUAGGGAAUGAACACAGACGACGCGACGAGGAGCACAGGCAGACACGCAGUAUAAAUACACACACCAGGUAAUUAGGAAAUGGCAGACAGGAGGGGACACAGCUGGAACUGAUGGACCUAACGAGACACAAACCUACAAAGUAAAACAGGAAACUCACAGACUGUUUUACACAACCAACUGGGGACACGAACAGAACACAAAGGAGAGACACAGUUUUCACGUUUUUCCUGUUUCAUGAUCAUUUUUAUCAUGGAGACAAAAGCCAGCCUUUCAUCAGCCAUGUGGAGAUGAGGAGCAGCAAGAAGAAACAGUGAGGUGUCAUGGAGGUGCAGAUGUACUCAAACCUCAGAUUGACAAACAUUUGAGUGGGGGGGUGGAGCCUGCAGGUGGUGAUGUCAAAGCGAGGAGCAGGAGGGCGGGGUAAGGGGGAGCGACUGGACACCAUGGCAACUCUUCAAGCAGCCAAUGAGGAGCUCAGAGCAAAACUGACAGAGAUCCAGAUCGAACUACAACAGGAAAAGAACAAGGUGAGCCGACUGGAGAGGGAGAAAAGUCAGGAGCUGAAGGCAGAGCAUCACCGGGCCGCAGUUGCUGUGACUGAGCUGAGGACCAAACUCCAUGAGGAGAAGCAGAAGGAGCUUGCACUCACCCGGGAGACGUUACUACGGCAACAUGAGAUGGAGCUCAUGAGGGUCAUAAAGAUCAAAGAUGGUGAAAUCCAACGUCUUAAUGGACUGGUGCUCACCUUAAGGGAUGGAUCCACAGACAAGGUGAGGAGCGCCCUGCUGGGGGAAGUGGAGGAGGCGAGAAGGAGCUGGGAGGCGGAGCGUUGUCGCUUCCAACACGAGAUUCUUGAGCUGAGGGGAGCAAAGAGGAAUGCUGAGGAGGCGCUGACAUCGGCUCAGCAGGCCUGCCAGGCCAGAGCAGCCGAGCUGCGAUCAGCUCAUCAUCAACACCAAGAGGAGCUUAACAGGACCAAGAGAGACUGUGAGAGAGAGAUUCGCCGCCUGAUGGAUGAGAUAAAGCUGAAGGACAGAGCUGUCAGUGUUUUGGACAAAGCCCUCGGUCUGCAGGCUGGACACGCCCACCGCCUCCAGCUGCAGACUCAGGCUGCUGAACAGCAAAUUGCAGCCCUGAGAGAUGCACAGAGGGCGGGGCUAAACCACCCCACUCUUAACCCCAACCCCAACAACGCUCCUCACAUUUCUCAGGAGGAUCGUGACACUCGGAGGUUUCAGCUGAAGAUAGCUGAGCUCAGUGCCGUCAUCAGGAAGUUAGAGGAUAGAAACGCUCUACUGUCAGAAGAACGCAACGAAUUGUUGAAGCGCCUGAGAGAAGCCGAGAGUCAGUUUCUUCCUCUUCUGGACAAGAACAAGCGUCUGAGCCGCAAAAACGAAGAGCUGGCUCUAGCAUUGCGUCGCCUCGAUAACAAGCUUCGCUUCGUCACCCAGGAGAAUCUGGAGAUGGUAACUAUGAGGAGGCCAAGUUCAUUAAAUGAUCUGGACCGCAGCCACUCCACCAGUUACCAUGGUUACAGUCAGGACGAGAGAGAGAUGGAGUUUCUGCGGUUACAAGUCCUGGAGCAGCAACACAUCAUUGAUGACCUGUCCAAGGCUCUGGAGACAGCUGGUUAUGUGAAGAAUGUGAUUGAGAGAGACAUGUUACUGAGGUACCGGCGUCAGGAAUCGGUGAGGAGAAAACGGACCUUCAGAGCCUGCAGGGUCAUUGAGACGUUUUAUGGUUAUGAUGAAGAGGCGUCUGUGGAUUCUGAUGGCUCGUCUUUGUCCUUUCACACUGACAGAACUCCAGAUACUGAACCAGAUGAGGUAUGCGUGCGUGAGGAGGCGGAGCUUCGUUACCGUCAGCUGACUCAGGAGUACCAAGCGCUGCAGCGAGCGUAUGCUCUGUUAGCGGAGACGAGUGGCGGAAACUACGAUGCAGAGAAGGAGAUCAAGACCAGAGAGCAGCUGCUGAGUGAGAUCAGUCGAUACCAGAGCAGAGUUUCAGAUCUGGAAUCAGCGCUGAAGCAGCAAGGACUGGACCUGAAGUGGGUGGAGGAGAAGCAGGCGUUAUAUCGGAGGAAUCAGGAGCUGGUGGAGAAGGUCAGGCAGAUGGAAGGUGAAGAGCUGCGACUGAAAAACGACAUUCAGGAUGUCAAAGACCAGAACGAGCUGCUGGAGUUCAGGAUCCUGGAGUUAGAGGAGAGGGAGCGGCGCUCACCCGCCAUCAAUUUCCAACAGCUCCAUUUCCCAAAAGGCCUCAGUCCUCUACAGGUUUACUGUGAGGCAGAGGGAGUCACUGACAUUGUGAUGAGUGAGCUGAUGAAGAAGCUGGACAUUCUGGGAGAUAACGCCGUAAGUAAUCUGUCCAAUGAAGAGCAGGUGGUGGUAAUACAUGCCCGGACGGUACUCACUCUAGCAGAAAAGUGGCUGGAGUCCAUUGAAGUGACAAAAUCGGCUCUCCAGCAGAAAAUGUUGGACAUCGAGAGUGAGAAGGAGCUGUUCAGUAAGCAGAAAGGUUACUUGGAUGAAGAGCUGGACUACAGGAAGCAGUCGAUGGAUCAGGCCCAUAAGAGGAUCCUGGAGCUGGAGGCCAUGUUGUUUGAGGCUCUGCAGCAGGAAGAGGAAUCCAGGAUAGAGGGAUUAAAGAUGGAGGGUCGACUGUCUGAGAGUCUGACAGAGGGAGAGAGAGAGGAGCUGAGGAGAGCCAUGGACCAGUGGAAACGAACUGUGAUGUGUGAGCUCAGAGAGAGAGAUGCCCAAAUUCUUCGAGAGCGGAUGGAACUACUGCAGCUCACCCAACAGAGGAACAAGGAGCUGGAAGAAUUUAUAGAAGCACAGAAACGACAGAUUAAAGAGCUGGAAGAGAAGUGUGUGCAGACCACCACAGUCCAGCAGCUGAGUGGCCAGGUCAGCUCAGUCUGGAUCAGACCAGGAGGACUCGAAAGGAUUCCUGGAACCAGCAGCUCACCAACCGAGGGUCUAUGGGUUCUCUGUUGCCAGCCAAUCAGAGCAGAGCCCAGCUGUCAGCUGGCUCUCAAACUAUCCUGUUACACCUUCCUAGAAUGCCACUGUGCUGUCUCAGACAUGGCUGAUAGCUUCGUUUCAGCUUGCUGAUGUUCAGCUAAGUAAAAGAGUCUGGCCCAAACUGGUGUUGGACUCUUACUAGCUAAACUAGGUGACACCCUAUAUGAUUAGCUUAGGUCGCUGAUUUUGAAGUUGUCAGAUGGGGUUGGUUCAGUAACCUGUGACAGAUGCGUGAGCUCAGCAGACUUAGGCUGAAGAGCAAAAGCUCUAUAAGAACUAGACAUAAAAACAUCAGAAACCAGCCUGACAGAAGUUUAGUUCAAUAAUUCUUUGUUCUGAUUGGCUGUUCCACCUGAAGAGCAGACAGUGAAUUUAGCUCCUCCCGCUUUAUUCACAGAGCUAAGGUCACACCUGGUUCGUCUACAACAGAAGAAGGACCUCCACAAUGUCAGGAGGUCUGUUAGGAGAUAAGAGUGAAGUGAAGUGGUCCAGAUAAACCAGGUUCAGGAGGUCCAGAUAGACCAGGUUAACCAGGUCCACACAAACCAGGUUCAUGAGGUCCAAAUAAAUCAGGUUCAGGAGGUCCAGAUAGACCAGGUUUACCGGGUCCACAUAAACCAGAUUCAUGAUGUCCAGGCACACUAGGUUCACCAGGUCCACACAAACCAGGUUCACUGGCUUCUGGUUGAAUACCGCAUCAAUUUCAAGAUACUUUUGUACACAUUCAAGGCUACUCAUCAUCUCUCGCCUUCAUACCUCUCUGACCUGGUUCAAAUCACCAUUCCUUCUCCGUAUCUCAGAUCCUCCUCCUCUCUUUCUCUUUCCAUCCCUUCCCCCCGGCUAGCCACCGUGGGGUGCGGGGCUUUCUGUUGCUCUGCCCCCCGUCUUUGGAACUCCUUUCCUCCUGAGAUAAGAAACAUCACUUCCCUCCCUCUUUAAGUCCAGAUUUAAAACUCACCUAUUCACAUUAGCCUAUUCCACAUAAAUCUUUCCAUCCUGCUACUUUAAUUUAUUUUAUCUAUUUGCUCAACGUUUUAUCCUUAUUAUUUUUUUAAAUUGUUAUGUUUGUUGUUGUUAUUGCUUGUGUACAGUGUCCUUGAGUGUUUUGAAAGGCGCUUUCUUGAAUAAAAUGUAUUCAUUCAUUCAUUCAUUAUUCACGAGGUCCAGAUAAACCAGGUUCAUGAGGUCCAGGCACACCAGGUUUACCAGGUCCACACAAACCAGGUUCAUUAGGUCCGAGCAAACCAGGUUCAUGAGACCCAGAUAAAUCAGGAUCAGGAGGUCAAGAUAGACCAGGUUUACUGGGUCCAGACAAACCAGGUUGAUGAGGUCCAGGGACACCAGGUUCACCAGGUCCACACAAACCAGGUUUAUGAGGUGCAGAUAAACCAGGUUCAGGAGGUCCAGACAAACCAGGUUCACCAAGUCCAGGCAAACCAGGUUCAUGAGGUCCAGACAAACAUGAGGUCCGACAAACCAGGUUCAGGAGGUCGAGAUAGACCAGGUUAACCAGGUCCACACAAACCAGGUUCAUGAGGUCCAGAUAAACCAGGUUCAGGAGGUUGAGAUAGACCAGGUUAACCAGGUCCACACAGACCAGGUUAACCAGGUCCACACAGACCAGGUUCAGGAGUUCCAGGCACACAAGGUUCACCAGGUCCAGAUAAACUAGGUUCAGGAGGUCUAGAUUAACCAGUCUCACCGGGUCCAAACAAACCAGGUUCAUAAGGUGCAGGCAGACCAGGUUCAUGAGGUCCAGAUAAACCAGGUUCAUGAGGUCCAGGCACACCAGGUUCACCAGGUCCACACAAACCAGGUUCAUGAGGUCCACACAAACCACGUUCAUGAGGUCCACACAAACCAGGUUCACCGGGUCCAGACAAACAAGGUUCAGACUGUGUUUAAUUUGAUGGAGAAAAGCACAGCAGUAGUCUCUGAUCUUGAGGUGCUAGAGAUCCUGGAAUUAGGUCCUGGAAAUGACUCCCAAUAUGUUUCUGUUCCUAAAUCCAUAUCUAAAUAAUUUCACAGAACUAAAACUAAACUAUAUCACAAUAUAUAAUAUAUGAUUGAUUAGUAUUAUAUGAAAUGAUGCACCUUUUCACUUUACACUGAAGUUACCUGAUAUUGUUAAAUAAAAAGUUUAAUUAUAAAAAAGCUAAAGACUUUGUAUUUUGGUUAAUACCUACGUUACUUUAAUAUUUUUAAAGCUUUUGUUUCUUUUGGGUUUCUGCUAGCAACCAUAUUUGACUUCAAGUUCUACACUUUGUCAUUUUGACCAUUUACCAUUUCUCUGAGUUAUCCUCAGUGUUCAAAUGAAGCAGGAUCAGAAUCUGUUGUUUUAAAAGUUGCAUCCUGCUGUUGUACUUUUAUUAUUCCAGAUGAUAUUUUUCUAUCCCUGCUGUGAGUCUAAACACUGAACAUCUGAAGAGUUGGCGAUUAAAAAUGGAAACCGAA
Molecule: messenger RNA, 5699 nt
Organism: Oreochromis niloticus (Nile tilapia)
Lineage: Eukaryota; Metazoa; Chordata; Actinopteri; Cichliformes; Cichlidae
Gene: jakmip3
Product: Janus kinase and microtubule interacting protein 3
Exons: 24
Coding region: 612-3335 (907 amino acids)
Molecular function (GO): kinase binding; microtubule binding
Source: RefSeq, a predicted model, not a curated record